UCACUGGUGAGCACAGUAAUCUUGUUGUUAAGAUCUGAAAUUAUCUUAUUCACUUCAUCAAGUUUCUUUGUCAGGUAGGUACAGUUUUUUUUGUUGCUGAUGCUUCUUUCGGGGGGGGGGGGGGGGACAAGAAGCUUCUUCCUGCUUGUGCCUUGCUGAUUUCUUGAGCUCCUCAAGGGGUGCAACUUUCAAAUCAGUUCCUAGAAAUUUUUACUUGAUGGAAGAGGAGGAGCUACUAUCGUUGACCCUUGAAGAGGAGGAGGAGCUACUGUUGCCAAUGCUUUUUUCUUCUUGUUGAAGCCAGUGUGAAGAGUGCUUUGUUGCACUCUGGCUCUGCUGAAUUGAAGAUGACUUGGCACUCUAAUGCCAAAGAUGGUUCAUCUUGAGUUUCUCUGGCACAUUUGCAUCAGACGCCAGCACAGUACAGCAGCAACACCAAUUAUCAUGAGGAGUAAACUUGUCAGCAUCCUUGUGUCCAGCUUCUUUUGCAACUUCCUUUAUCCACUUCCUUACUGUAUCUUGGCAGACCAACAUUGCUGCCUCCAAGUAAUAUGGAUUGUCCUUGGAUCUGUUUUCUCUCCCACAGCAAAGGAGCCUCUGUUGAUUUGGAUGGCAUUGAUCCCAAAAGUUGUUGAGAAGCUUGACAAUACAGUAUGGAUUAAUUUUGUCCUCAACUGCCAUUGGGAACACCUUAUUCACAGUUGGAUUGCUCAAACUGAGCUGAUUCCCCUUGUCAAAGUCUCCACCAAGGGGAAUGAUGACAUAUUGAUUGCUCUCUAUUUUUCCAUGGGAGAAGCUUCCAAGCUUAUUAAAUUGCCAUUCAAGGAAGACAAUUUCAUCCCCCCCCCUGAGUCCAAACUGUAUUCCAAGCUCCAUUGUGCUUAUCUUCAGCAGGUCUUGCAUGUUUUUGUAAGGCUUGCACACACUGGUUUCAAGCAAGUUCAUAAACUUGGCAUCCCCAAACUCAUCAAAUGCAGCCAUUGUCCUCUUUGUUCCUAGUAGUGUUGGAUCUGCAGCUUGCUUCUUGUUGAAGUCAAGCUUAACAGCACUAAGGAAUGGCCCUUCCCUUUGAAAUCAGCUUCAUUGAACUGAAUCCCCUUCUUGGUAGAAGGCAGAGAAGAGCACAUGGACAUACACUGAAUGAGUAUUUGUAUCCAGUGGAUCUUGAAUCUUUGCAUUCUUGAUAUUGAGUGUCCAUAUUAUGAGGGCUUCUUGAUUCAUUAGAGUUUUCUUGAGGGCAUCCAAUUUACCACCCACACUCUUGUAGAAUAAACAGUCUUCAGUUAAUUGAUCAUUCAUAGGAACCUUCUUGGUGAACAUCUCAUACAUCACUUUGUCUCCUGGAGUGAUGGGGGCACAGGAGCCCACAGUGAUCCCUUGGUUGGAGGAUACUGAUUCAUUCAAGUUGGAUGACUUGGAUGAUCCUGAUGUGGAGGAUCCUACUGUGACGGAUUCACCAAACACUGCAACAAGCACAGCAGCUAGCUGGGCUGCUGGGAAUGUUGCAGCACCUAAUACAAACAAAGCUUCAGAAGCAGCUAACACUGAGGACGCAGCUUAAGCUGCAACCACAGUCAACAUUGCUUCAAAGCAUCCUCAGGAUGCUUUUUUGGCAGCCUCUGGAGCUGCCUCCGCAGCUCCAAUGAAAACAACAUCUCCAGAGGCUCGCCCGGCGCCUCCUUUGAAGACUUGCUCCUCUGCCCCUUCAAGACAAUUGCAUUUAAGGGCUUGUGUCGCUGAGGCUUCUUUGCAUGCAACUAUUGCUGCUGGAGAGGCUUCUGCUGAGGCUUUUUUGAAUACAGCAACCAUCGCUACUAUGACACCUUGCUCGGCACCAACUUUGGAGGCUCAUUUGGAGGCUCCUUUGUCUGCAGCAAAUAAUGCUGAUUCAAUGCCUUGCACACUGCCUCAUUUUGAGGCUCAGUUCACACUGCCAAGGCAAUUGACUACUACAUAAUUGGAUUUAAGGGUUUGGGCUAAGAGAUGUGGACAACAACAGAGAUGGAAGAGAAGGAAUGAGGCCCAUUAUCAUCCAGAGGCUGAAAUCAGGACUGUGGAAGAGGUGCAGGCAAUCAAUGCGGAGAGAACGGUAACAAGGGCAGCUCCCCCUCUGCAACAUGCCAACACACCAAGGCCUCCAGAGUCACCACCUUCUACUCAUACCACCACAAUUUGGCCGGAUCUUCCAGUUCCAGAUGAGGGGGCAGACCUCCCAGAAUACGUGCUCACUGAGGCAGAUUCCAAACUGAAGGAAAUCUAUGGAGAUCACGUUCACAGCAACCCCGGCACUCACCUCACUGGUGCUAUUGCUGAUGAUGCAGCAAUGGAAACAGAUUGUCAAUCAACAUCAGACCAAGAUGGUACCUAGUCCCAGAGAACCACGUGGGGAGAAUGUUUCUCCAGAGAUUUUGCGCAGAGCUGAGGAGAGGAGUGCGUUUGAGAGGAGAGUGGAAUUCCAAGCGUCACCUGGUAUUUGUGGCAGUUAUCCUGCAGGAAGCACAUGGAGUGAAAAAGGCUAGUGACAUCCAAAGCCUAAUGGAACAAUGGAUAAACCAUUGGGACGCCGGAAACUAUGGUCCUCUCAUACUAGAUGACCUUGUUGAUGCCCAAGCCCAUCUUCGUGAUGGACCUACUAGUACUAGUACUACUAGUAGUAGUACUAGUAUCACCCCCAAGACCAAUGACCAAGCUUUUCAGGCCUUCAACAACAAGCUGCUGUUGGGUUGCAGCUUGAGAUGUGUGUACUUACGUCACAAGCAAAAAAUAACUGGUGUUUGUUUGUGUUAGUUUUUUGUACCAGUGAAUUAAUAGAGCUUGUGUGCUGGUUACGUGUAAUAGAGAAGCUGCUAGUACUUGUUUUCGGUUACGAUCUACUUCUACCAUAUACGUACCACUUCUACUAGUAGGCACGUCUGGUCGGACAAAAUAGGGUUUUGAGUUUUCGGGAAUGACACACCGAUUACUCUAACUCGUGAUUGAAUCUUCUCCAACCAUUGCUCACUGUGGGGAGUUUCCCGUUCUCUGAUGAAAUGAAAAAACAACAAAUCAAAACAAGCAAUACAAAAGAAUAAUACUACCGGUAAUGUGCGCUACCGUACAUAAGGUACCGUACUCUGCUAAAUUGUACGUAAUCAUUGAUCUGUUGUUAAAGAAUUCUACUCCCAAAUUACGGAAACAGGUUCGAUUGCUGUGGAAGUCUGAGUAUUGGAAACCUGUGCUCAACAUACACUUUUGUUUGGUCAACCUGCAAUCUCGGUGAUUUUAUUCACUACGACUCAGACAACCCAAUAGCUUUUUUCACGAUACAAAAAUUGAUCAAUAUAAGAGCAAUGCCUAGGUCGGAACCCCGUCGUCGGGGACGGAACAAAGGAGAUGAUACGAGGGAUUCUGCUGGGUCCCCAUCAAAGACUUCCAAUGGAAGUAGCAUGUCGAGCUUUCGAGCUCCAUUGAUUCAAUGGUCCGAAGAAGCUUCUACCUGGUAUGAGUAUGGGAAGGACCUCCCUGGAAGAGACGAUGUUCUAGAGACAAUGUCCCAGACUUCACCAGCACUGAUUCGGCGCUACCGAUCUAUCGCCGAUUCGAUUUUUGCAAACGAGCUGAGACUCUACAAACAAAGCAACACAUCAUCUUCGGACGAGCAAUGGGUCGAAAAUACGAUUAGAAAAGGUACAUUGAAGGAUAGAAUUGCUGCAAUGAGCGUCACAUUAUCUACGGACCCCGUUCAUAAGUUCUAUGCUUUGGAUGGAUUGAUGAGCAUGGUUGGAUGUUCAUCCUCGUCCAAUGAAGGUGGGAAGACGAAUUCUCGUGUAGCUCAGUUAACUUCGGAGGCAUUAGAAGAUUUAUUCAUCAAUACACUACUGCCUCCAAAUCGGAAACUUCUCACAUUGGCCCAGCGUCCACUAUCUCGGUAUGAAGAUAAGGGAGAUGGGAGUGAUCUCAUGGGCCACGAGGCGGGAAAUGGUAAAAAGAAGAAGAGCAAAUCGUCCAAGGGGAAAAAAUCGCUCUCUCCUCGGAUAUUAUUAUUGUGGAGAUUUGAAGAGAUGGUAAAGGAGAAGUACGAGUUGUAUCUUCGCCAGUACAUGGCCCAAACAUUGCAAGAUGGAGUUCAACUGCAAAAAAUAGCGACCUUGCGAUCGGCAGGAAAUCUCUUGGCGUCGAUGCCAGAAGGAGAAGUCCAGCUUCUAAAUAUGAUGGUAAAUAAGCUUGGAGACCCCGACAAGAAGACUGCCGCAGCGGCUGGACAUCAAUUAAGGCUCGUCCUGCAACAGCAUUCGAACAUGCAAAACAUUGUAGCUCGUGAAGUGCAACAACUGGCCCAUCGUCCACAAUUGGCUCCGAAAGCGCUCUACAACUGUAUUGUUUUUUUGAAUCAGCUUCAACUCAAACGUUCCGAACCAAUCGAUGACAGUACCAACGCAAACGCUUUGCAAACCUAUUCCUUACCUGCUUCUUUAAUCAAGACAUACUUCCGGCUAUUUGAAGUGGCAGUUCAACAAAACAAGAAGUCGUCGUCAAAAACUGAAUCCGCCGGCACAAUGAAAAGUCGUUUGCUAUCAGCUCUCUUGACAGGUGUCAAUCGUGCACACCCAUACCUCCCGGAAAAAGACAAAGAUAUGGAAGAGCAUGUGGAUGCCUUGUACCGCAUAGUGCAUACAGCCCCGCCAGCAGCUUGCACUCAGGCACUCAUGCUUUUGUUCCAUUUGGCAGUCGGAUCAAAAGUAGAAAUUGAAAGCUACGAAGAAGAUCAAAAGAGCGAAGAUCAAAUGGGACAGAAAUUGCGUCAAAAGGACCGUUUCUACCGAGCUUUGUAUUCCACACUGGGGAGGAGAGAAAUGGUAUCGAGCGGAAAGCAUCUGACGAUGUAUUUUAAUGUCUUGUAUAAGGCCAUGAAAUAUGACUCUAAUAUCAAUCGAGUCCAUUCGUUUGCAAAGCGUCUAUUAUUGGCUGUAAUGCACGCUCCUGCCCCAUUGAUUGCUGCGAGUGCAUAUUUGCUUCAAGAAAUUUCUAUUGCCCACGAAGGACUCUGUCAGUCAUGGGAAGAGAUUCCGGAUCCCGAGAGUGACUCUUACCUAGUCCUUGAUGACAGCAAGAGAGAACCUAAAGCUGGUAUUGUCAACUUCAAUGAUGAAAAUACUGGUGGACAUCGGAAAGACACGCCACAAGGUGAAGAAGUACUGCCUCAAGGUAAUCCACCCUGCUGGGAAAUUUCCCUGUUGGCUCAUCAUUUUCACCCUUCUGUUUCCAAAUUUGUAAACGACAUAGGUAAGAUUGAUUACGGUGGCGAUCCUCUUCAAGAUUUUGGUUUGGCGCCAUUUUUGGACAAGUUUGCAUACCGGAAUCCAAAAUCUCAAGAAAAACUGAAACAAAAGAGACAGCUAACUGGCAGUCGAACUGGUAACCGCAGAUCCUCGAAUUUGAAGGUGAGAUUGGAAUUGCCGAUGAACGAUCCCAGCUUUUUGGAAAAGACCGACGUCAAUGAACAAGACGCAUUCUUCCAUCAUUUCUUCAUGGAGCGAGCUCGCCGGGAUGAAUUAAAAGGAAUCACACGAAACAAAACACAAUCCACAGGCGCCGAGGAUUCCGAUGACGACAGUAUGGACGCGGCUCAGGAUCAAGCCUUUGAUACUGCCGAGGUAUCUGGGGGCUUGGAUUCAGGAGGUAAAUCGUUUGAGGAGUAUGAAGCAAUGUGGGAGACGGAUGAUGAGGAAGAAGCGUUCGUUGACUCUCUGGCAAUGUCUCUGAUGGAAGAUGCUGCUGGUGGUCCAGCAGAUAUCGACGACGACCCAGUAGAUAUCGACGGGUGGGGAGAUUUGUAUGCUGAUGAAUCAGACGAAAAGGGCGACGAAUCGGAUGAUGAAUCUGAGAAGGGAAACGAUAGAGAUAAGAAAGGCAAAAAUUCCUCAAAUAGAAAACCUCUUGGCGAAGACUCCGAUGAAGAUGCUUUCAUGGAAGAAGCAGACUCAGAUUCUGAUUCAAAAAGUGAUGAAGAAGAAAUUGACAUUGAUGAAGAGGCACUAAUUGCUGGGGCUGGGGCUAUUGAUGAAGAAGGAGACAAGAGCCAUGACGACGACGAUGAAGACGAACUCGGGAUGUUCCUCAUCGAUGACGAAAGCGAUGACGAGGAAGACGAGCCUGCGCCUGCAACUAAGUCUGAAAAGAAACGAAAGAAAGGGGCUGCUGACCUCUCUAUUUUUGCCGAUGCUGACGACUACGAAGCAAUGAUAGACAAAAGUUUCAACGAGUUGAAAGAUGGCGCGCAAAAGGAGCUGAAUGCUAUCGAACACAAAACAUCAGAAAACGAGUCUUCGCCUUCAAAAAAUAAGAAAUCGAAGUCGAGAAAAAAGAGGAAAAAAUCAUUUUAAGAGGCAACUAACUAUGUAAUUGUUUCAAUUGGUUGUGACUAUUUCUUCUGAUAUUGAUAUGAUUGUACUGCAUUUCUUAGGUCUACAUGUUUUGUUUGCCUUCAAAUGGAUUUGCUACAUCACCCUCCCUUCAAUGUGUCAUCUUGAAUCUCUGAUCAAUAAAACAAAAUACUUAAAUUGAG
Molecule: messenger RNA, 6544 nt
Organism: Pseudo-nitzschia multistriata
Lineage: Eukaryota; Bacillariophyta; Bacillariophyceae; Bacillariales; Bacillariaceae
Source: the annotation of a GenBank genome assembly